AUGGGGAAUCGUUCGCUAGGGUUUUGGGUGACUGCGUUUUUCCUACUCGGAAGCUUGAUCGACGCGGCCGAUGGCUCGAUUCACGAGUACAAGGACGAAGGGUUCGUCAAAAUCGCCAAUGCUCGCUACUUCUAUGGUGGUCACGAAGGUCUUUACGCUUCUGAGUUUCUGGGUGUUGAUGCUUCUUCUGCUACAGCUCCUCCUCUCAAGGGAAACUCCUUCAUCAGGUUUGAUGAUGUCUCUUUUGUAAGAAGCAAGGAAUCCGCUAGCAAGCAGAAUUCAACUCAGGCGAGUGCAGGCUUGGUGGAAGCGAUACUGUUUGAGGCGAAGCAAAAAGACAGAGUUGGUGGAUCUUUUUUCAAAACAGAGAGCUUCUGCUGUACACCAAAACUUGCGGAUGCUGGUUCCUGCAACCUUGGGGAAGUUAUGAUUAGUGCAGAUCCUAAUGACCCUGAAUGGCCUAAGCGGAUUCACACUUUCUUCAAAAAGGGUGAGGAAGAAGUGAAGAUGUCUCCGGAAGCUGUGAUCAUUAACAAAACUGGACGGUACAUUGUGUACUUCACGACCUGCGAUGAAGAUUUGGAUGGCACUGUUGUCAGGGGAAGAACAGUUUGGAAGAACCUAGAUGGGUAUUUACCAGGAGAGACAGCUCCUCUAAUGAAGUUCUAUGGAUUCAUGUUCGUAGCUUAUAUGUUGCUUGGCGUAGUUUGGUUUCCACGAUUUGUUAGGUACUGGAAGGAUGGAAUCCAGCUGCAUAGUCAUGUUAGCUUGGUUAUUGCAUUUUCCAUGUAUGAGUUGGCCUUCAUGUACUCUGGUUUUGCCUAUCUCGACUCGGUUGGUACAAGUCCUGUGAAGGCAACGUUAUGGGCUGUGAGUUUUUCUUCUGCGAGGAAGGCGUUGUCUCGGCUUCUACUGUUGGCUUUAACUUCAGGAUAUGGACUUGUGAAGCCUGAAAUAUCCGGCUUUACACCGAGGAUGCUUCUUCUUGGCGGCAUGUGCUAUGUGAUUAGUCUAUCUCUGGGAUCGGCGCAGCAUUUUGGGAGUCUCACUGAAGAUGGGAUGACUUUGUUGAUGCUGUCUUGGGCUAUAAUGGAAACAUGCUUUCUCCAGUGGAUUUUCAGGUCCUUGUGGAAUACGCUUAAGAAGCUUAAGGUGAAUAAGAGGGACAAUGCUAAGUUGCAGCUCUACAAGAACUUUGCAGUUGUACUAGUAACCAUGGUGGUGCUUAACAUUGCCUGGGUUUAUGUGGAGGUAUAUAUCAAUGACUCCCUGAGUGAGCUUUGGCAAGUGAAGUGGAUGAUCCCAGCAUUUUGGUAUGUGCUUGCCUAUGCACUAUUGGUAGUCAUCUGCUGCUUUUGGCCUCCAACCGAAAAGCCAACCAGGUACCUAUACGUAGCUGAAAUGGAGGAUGAGUAUGAGGAAGAAGAACAAGAUGAAGAUCUAGUAUUGGCAGAAGCAGGGAUGAAGAGUGAAGAUGGGAGCAAUGUGGAGAGGGAAGAGAGGAAGAGCCUUCUAGAAGCACUCAUUCUCUUGUUUGGGAAUAUUCCAAGGGACUGA
Molecule: messenger RNA, 1557 nt
Organism: Microthlaspi erraticum
Lineage: Eukaryota; Viridiplantae; Streptophyta; Magnoliopsida; Brassicales; Brassicaceae
Source: the annotation of a GenBank genome assembly